Molecule: messenger RNA, 5663 nt
Organism: Panonychus citri (citrus red mite)
Lineage: Eukaryota; Metazoa; Arthropoda; Arachnida; Trombidiformes; Tetranychidae
Exons: 6
Coding region: 226-3258 (1010 amino acids)
Biological process (GO): valyl-tRNA aminoacylation
Cellular component (GO): cytosol
Molecular function (GO): valine-tRNA ligase activity; aminoacyl-tRNA deacylase activity; ATP binding
Source: RefSeq, a predicted model, not a curated record
UUUAGAAUAAUUUAAUUGUUUCAUGAUAACUUUGUGGUUAUUGAAUAUGGUUGCUUUUUAUGGUUACACUUUAGAUUUGGAAUUGAUCUUUUAUCGGUUAACCGAAAUGAUCUGGUCAAGUUAAAAAUGGCGCCGAGGAUAAACUGUGUUGGUCAUGUAAACAACUUACAUGUGAUUGGGAAUUGAACUGAUGUUGAUGUUGAUUGUGAGUUAAUUGUUACCAUCAUGAUUAGUGUUUGUUGUCUUGGAGGGCGACAGUCGGUUAGAUUUAGAUUACCUUUUCGUACAAUUUACUGUCAACGUUUUCUAUCAUCGUCAAUCCAUGAUUUUAAUCAAUUUAUUCAUCAAUAUCUUGAUAAACCUUUAAGAUUAACUCCUAAUCCUCAAGAAUAUGAGGAGAUAUGGUCAACCUAUUGGAAAGUAAACAAUUUAUCAGCUACCAGAUCAUCUGGUAAUUCAUCUGGUCAAUCAUUUUCACUACUCUUUCCACCGCCUAAUAUAACUGGUCAAUUACAUUUAGGACAUGCCUUAACUGUGGCCUUACAAGAUUCGUUUAUCCGCCAUCAACGGAUGUUCUCUGAUGCCGAUAUAACAUUUAUUCCUGGUUUCGAUCAUGCUGGAAUAUCUACCUACCUUGUUUUGGAUAAAACUGUCCGUAAAUCAAUGGGUAAAAGCAUCAGUGAAUUAAGUGAAGAUGAAUUUUCAGCUAUCUUCUCUUCAUGGAAAAUUGAUCGAAUCGCUGGAAUUAAAGGUCAACUAGAUCGCUUGGGAUCUUCUCUCGAUUAUGGAAAAGAGUAUUUUACAUUGGAUUCUAAUCUUUCCAGUGCCGUUAAUAAAGCAUUUUCAAUUCUACACGAAAAGGGGUUGAUCUAUCGUUCCAAUCUCCCAGUUAACUGGUCGUACUUUAUGCAAUCUGCUCUAUCUGAUUUAGAGGUGAACUUCCGCCCUAUUGAAGGUGGAACGAAAUUAUCGAUACCUGGUUAUCCUGAUAAGGUUGAUUUUGGUCUUUUCCACACUGUCAUGUAUCCUGUUGUCGAUGGUAAUCCAGGGGAAUCGAUUUCAGUGUCAACCAUGAACAUCUACACGAUUCCAGGAGAUGUAGCAAUUAUUGUCCACCCGGAAGACUCUAGAUAUACUAAAUAUCACGGAAAGAAAGUUUUGAAUCCCAUAACAGGUCAACCAAUUCCCAUUAUUACCGACAAACAUGCACGCAUUGAUUUCGGUACUGGUGCUGUUAAAAUUACUCCUUCAUCAUGUUUCACCGAUUAUGAACUGGCUUGCAAAUAUAAUCUUCCAAUAGAAAAUUUCAUGUCUCCAACUGGAACCUUAAUAGAAGGGACAAUUUCACCGCAAUUUGAUCAAUUAUAUAAAUGUUCACAUCGUUAUGAUCUCGCUCGUGAGAUAAUCAAUGUAUUGAAGGGCGCAAAUUUAUAUGCCGGCUGUGAAAAACAAGCAACAAUUGUACCUUUUUGUAAACGAUCUGAGGACGUUAUCGAACAUCGUAUUAUGCCUCAAUGGUUUCUAAAUGUUAAACCAGGUUACGAUAUGUUGCGAGAUCAUAUUGACAAUCAAUCUUUCAAAAUUUUUCCACCAAAAAAGGUGAAACUGUUAACCGAAUGGUUUGACAAGAAGCGAGAUUGGUGCCUUUCAAGACAAAUACCUUUUGGUCAUCGUAUUCCUGCCUGGUCAGUUUCACCUUCCGAAGGCUCGACAAUUUGGUUUAUUGGUACAAACAAGGAAGAAGCGUUUCUCAAAGCAUCUCAACAUUUUGGUACAAAUGAAAUUGACCUUAAACAAGACAACGAUGUACUAGAUACCUGGUUUUCAUCGGCACUACUUCCACUUUCCGCUCUUGGUUGGCCUGAUAAAGAGUCACUUUAUUUUCAAAAGUUUUAUCCUUUAACCUUAAUGGAAACUGGAUUUGAUAUAAUCACUUUUUGGGUCAUGAAAAUGGCUCUUUUGUCACUCUAUCUUACUGGACAAUUACCCUUUCCAAAGGUUCAUUUACAUGGAAUGGUUUGUGAUGGUAAAGGACGAAAGAUGAGCAAAAGCAAAGGAAAUGUUAUCAAUCCAAUUGAUGUUAUCGAUGGAACUACUUUAAAAUCAUUACAAUCUGAAUCAAAGAAAUUAUAUCAACAAGGAAUUCUGAAUCAGGAAGAAUAUGAAAAUGCUUUAACAACACAAGAAUCAUUAUUCCCUAAAGGAAUCGCUCCCUGUGGUUCCGAUGGAUUAAGAUUCAGUUUAUAUGAAUAUAAUGCAACCUCUGAGAAAAUAUCAUUCGGUGUUAAUUAUUUGGAAUCUAAUCGUCAUAUGGUUAACAAAAUUUGGCAAGCAUUUAGAUUUUAUCUAAUCCAUUCGGAAGAAAAAACUUCCCAUGGAAACUUAUCAAUCCAGGUUAAUUCGGAAUUAGAUUUAGUUAAUUACUUGGAUCAAAUGAAUCCCUUUGACAAAUGGAUUUUGGGUCAAUUUUAUCUUCUUAUCAAAGAUUUUCAUUCAAAUAUCGAGAAUUUUACUCAAAGUAAUAUUUAUCGUAAUUUCUUUGAAUUUUGGGUUAAAUGUUUCUGCGAUAUUUACAUUGAAGUGAUUAAGCCUCGAAACAAUUUACCUAUUGAUCCACUUUCACAUGCAAUUUGCGGCCAAUUGAUACGAUCAACUUUAAUUGCUAUGCAUCCACUGAUUCCUUUUGUAACUGAAGAGUUAUACCAAAGAUUUAACAAGCAUCAAUCAUCCUCAUCAUCUAAACAAUUUAACCUCUCAAGUAUUUUGAAUGAAAAGUUUCCUGAUGUUAAUUAUUUCUCACAAUUUGCUGAUCCAUCACUUAAUCAUUCAAUGGACGUUUUCCGUGAAAUUGGACGGAUACUUGGUAAUUACAAGAAAACUUGUAAUCUGGAUAAAGAACAAUUUAAAUCAACUCGAAUAACAAUAUGUUCAAAUGAAUUAAAUGAUGGCCAACUAAUUGAUGCACUUAAAAGGAUCCGAGCCGUUGAAAAUAUAACUCUUGUUAAUCAUCUUGAUCAACAAUUACUUGAAACAUCAAUCACACUACGAGCAACACUUAAUUCAUUUGUUUGCUUUCCAUAUGAGCAGGAACAUGCUAAUCAAAUUUUACAAUUUCUCGAGAAAUCAAUCAAUAGAUUAUUAAUUAUGAUACUUCGAGAAAGAAAAUAUGAGAAACGAGUCAAUGCAGCAGAGUAUUUAGAAAGAGUAAUGUUUGAUCAAAAUCAAUUGAUUAAUCUAAUUGCCACAAAGAAAACUUAAAUAUUGAUUAACCAAUUAAUAUAAUCAACAUAUGUAAAUAUUAUAGAAACAAAUUUGCUAAUUAUUAAGUUAAUAAUGUCAAAUGAAAAAUGAAAAUCAAUUUUGUUUUAUGUAAUACUUGUAAACUUAAAUUCAAUCAGAAAUCAAUUAUAUUAAUUGUUACAAAUGUUAUUAACCAACCAAACCUUUCAACGAUAUGUUAAUAAUAUGGAAUCAAUGAAAAUCUGGUAAAUUUAAUCACUAAUCACUAGAAGAGAGCGAGAAAAUGAUUAAAAGCCAGAGAGUUAACAUAAGAGAUAGAUUAGAUUAGCAAUUAGAAUCAAGUGCCAUUGUAAUACCUGUAAAAAUUGCAAUUGAAUCAAUUAAUCUAAUCUAAUUAUCUCUCUCUCUCCCAUCCCUCCCAUGGUUUGAAUUCCCGAUAAUCAAUCAAUGAGCAAAUGAUAAUUGUUGUAGUAAUAAUAAUAAUCAGAAAUAAACAAACCAUCAAAAUACAACAGCAACUAAAAUCUAAAACCUAAAAGUGCAACUAUUAAUUGUAAUUAGUGUAUUGAUUUUUAUUUCUAUUUGUUAAACAUUGGUUACAAUUAAUAAUAAUAAUAAUAAUAAUAAUAAUAAUACCAAACGGAUUAACGGAUCACUUGAAGCAAUUUAAUCAAUUGAUCCUGAUCAACCAAUGAAAAGUUAAUCAAUGUGUUUAAUAUGUGAUUCAGUUAAACUUUUUUCAUGUUAAUUUUUGUCUAACGUUAUUGAUUGUAUUUAAUUGUUACUAAUUUGUGUGGAUUGUUUAUUUCUGUUAACAGCAUUUUAAGAAUUAACAAUUUAAACUAAUUGUUGAUUUAAAUUUCGAGUAAAACAAAAAUCAAAUAAAAGGGUUGAACAAUAAUCUUAAUUGUUUCCCUUUCAUCAAGAAUAUGGAAACUUUUUUCGCUGAACCUUAGGAACAUUGAUUCCUAAAUGAACUCGGACGAUCUCUUGACCGAUCUCGAUCUUUACUCAUCCUCAUCUUCAUCCUCAUCUUUAUCAUCAUCAUCAUCAACACCAUUCAAAUGUUUAGAUUUCCUUGCUACCGGGAGUCCAGAGGAUUGGCUUCACAAUACAACGAUAAUCUCUUACCAAAGCCAGCAAACUGUUUGGGUUCACAAAACGUAUCUAGAGAUGAGCCUGAAGGCAUUGAUUUUCUUAAUCAUAAUUGGCGUCUCUUGCAUUGGUAAUUAUCUAAUUGUCAUGGUUAUAAUUAAGUUCAAAAAUUCUCGAAAUUGUACCAACCUGUUUAUCUGUAACAUGGCAAUUGCUGACCUGUUGACCACUCUAAUGUUUGCAUGGGCUUCGUUGAUUGAAAAUCUUUAUCAAAAUUAUGUUCUUGGUCCAAUUUUCUGUAAAAUUGAAACCUCAGCUAAAGUGUUUUCUCAUUAACAUGGAUUUCGUGUGAUCGUCUAAUCGGGAUAAUCAAACCUUUUAGAAACCCGAUGAAAAAAACUCGAGCCGUUGCCGUUAUGGCCUUUAUUUGGCUUUUAUCCUUCGUUAUCGGGAUUCCCUUUUAAUUUUGGCGUGAAUAUCGUACCCGUCAAUGGUGUGACUACUUAGAGAUUUGGUGUAAAACCGAUGGUCGGAAAAUUGAUGUUUACAUGUUUGUCCUUUUAGCGUUUAUGGUUUAUAUACCGCUCUUCAUAAUGACCUUUUCUUAUUGCCUGGUUAUCGCUAAGAUGAAAAACUUUGAGAAUAAAAUAAGCACCGAUGAGAAUAGUAUCAAAAUUAAACACCGACGGAAAGUGAUCUUAAUGUUAUUCAUCUAUCUAAUCACUUCGGCCAUUUGUUGGAGUCCAUUACAAGUUAUCGUUUUUUACCGUUUCAUUGCAUUCAAAUCAGUCGAUUCGGUUAAACCCUGGAACGAGGAGGCUAAAUUUUGGGCUCAAGUUUUCGCAUCGGCUAAUUCAGCUCUUAAUCCAUUAAUCUAUGGGAUAACUAAUGGUUCAUUUCGUAAAGCCAUUUGUUUACUUUAUCCAAAACUUUCCUGGUUCUUAAGAUUGGACAGUUCAUCUUCACGAUCUCGUCGAGUGACCAAUGGCAAUGGUCACAAUGGAAACGUUGGAGGAGCCUAUGGACAAACCCGUGACCGAGAUCUCGUUAAAUCAACAUUUACCAUGUCUAAUUGUGGUAAAAAAAAGACUGAACAUCAUGAUCAUAUUAAUCAUCUUAAUCAUCAACUUCAACCAUCAACAAUUAAAACAAUCAGCGGACGAUCAAUUCAAAUGGUUGAUAUUAAUGUAACCGGAUUCAGAGCGUUGAGAGCAAAAACAAAUCAUCAUCAAAUCUAAUCAUUUAUUUAACAAUUAACAGAGAGAAAAAACAAUUAAUUCUGAAAUUUCAUUGAGAAAAUACCCAAAAAAUUAAACUAAUAUAAUUUA